Molecule: messenger RNA, 1078 nt
Organism: Chara braunii
Lineage: Eukaryota; Viridiplantae; Streptophyta; Charophyceae; Charales; Characeae
Source: the annotation of a GenBank genome assembly
CACAUGCAGCAGAUGCUGCACAUGCAGCUCCUGCUGCACGAAAGCUGUUCCAGACCACCCGCAUGUACACACACACACACACAUGAAGAUAUUGAAGCAGAUCAUGCACAUCACACAUUAACUCACACACACACACACACACACACACACACACACACACAUAAUGCUGUCUCUUAUACACAUCUAGAUGUGUAUAAGAGACAGUCCCCCUCCUCCUCCUCCUGCUGUGUCUUCUCCUCCACUUCUUCCAACUCUCCCUUGUCCCACUGAUCAUCAUCAGCACCAUUCUCAAGGAACUCCUGAUCAACGUCAUCAUUUGCACCGCCUGCCGGUGUCGGGAUCUCAGACCGGGAUCACUGGACGAUCGGGGCAAGAGGAUAGCAGCGUCGGAGAUUGCCCUCAGGUGUUCCAUCUGGCGGUCAUCCGAGACGUCUUUGGCUGGCUCCAGGACCAAUUGAGUGUGCUUUGCCACGUGGCGUCGGGAUCCAGAUCCAGCUCAGCCUCCUCGAUGGUCCUGGAUUUGUGGAAGUUUUUGAUCACGCAUGCGGCUGUGUCAUGCCUCCGCUGUAAUCCCUCCCAGGCUGUGAUGGGUCCCACUCCUCCUCCUCCUCCUCCUCCUCCGCAGCAGCAGGAGCAGGAGCAGCAGAGGACACGUGGCAGCGGUGAAAAAGAAGCGGGAACGAGUGGCCCUUGUUGUAUGUCUGGAUCCCGUCUUGAGAGUGAGACCGCUGCUGGAGACAGCCGAGACGGCGGUGGCGGCGCCAUUACCACCCCCAAAGUGCCGCAUGGCGGGAAGGCGGGGGAGUGGAUGGCUGACGGCGCGCGGGAGGGGGAACCGGCGGAAAGUGAUUCCGAACUUUCCUUGAGCAUUCUCCAGAAAGUUCUUGAUUCAAUCGCGGAGAAGGCGCAGGAGAAGGAAAAUUGGAAAAGCACACUCACAGACAAACCAGAGCAAGCUUCGAAGCGAUAUGCAGUUCAUGAGCUUAUUUCUCAAAUGGCAGAGCAAGAAAGGAGCAGGCGACCUCGAUUACAACGCUUGCCAGACAGUGAUGUGCUUAUUGAACGGGCUUCUGCUCAG